Molecule: messenger RNA, 1300 nt
Organism: Dunckerocampus dactyliophorus (ringed pipefish)
Lineage: Eukaryota; Metazoa; Chordata; Actinopteri; Syngnathiformes; Syngnathidae
Gene: cenph
Product: centromere protein H
Exons: 11
Coding region: 517-1206 (229 amino acids)
Biological process (GO): chromosome segregation; kinetochore assembly; mitotic spindle organization
Cellular component (GO): kinetochore; nucleus
Molecular function (GO): kinetochore binding
Source: RefSeq, a predicted model, not a curated record
CCUUCGCUCCGGCGGGUGUUUCUGGAAUAAUGCGGUGUCAUUAACAUCCCCUUGGAUGUCAAGCAGCCAGAGUCCGUUAGCUUCAUCAUUAGCAUAACACUGAAGCAUCUCACGCGACAGCGCACACUGUGUUGAACCACUGCAGACCUCCUUGAAAAGUGUUCCUCUUCACCAUUCCCACCGUAAAGAGUCGGAAAAAUGACUACCAUAAACCCCUUAAACGCUACAGAAUGACGCCAUUAAAAGAGAGCGACAGUGUUUGACCAAUCCCACAGUCUUCUUGUGCUGUUAGCACUGCCUCCUCGCAAAUAACAUUGAUACUGUAUGUUUACAGAGCUGACCAGUUAACAGACCUAUGCUGCUGCCUUCAAAUACUUCAAAGACUGUGGGAGAAGCGGGAAAAGGGGUGGCAGCAGUCUCUUUUCUGCCUCUGACUCGCCAUCAGAGAGGAUCAAGAAGAAGAGGUGCAGCACUUCCUGGCGGUCAAUUUGACGUAAACAUACGUCCAAGCUGUAAAUGGACGCAGCUGACGACAUGGAGAGCCUCAACCAAAUCGUGGAGGGUGUGGUUCUAAAUGAUGGAUCCAACGGCCAGCCAGACAUAAUGAGAAUAAAAGAGCAGAUGUUUAACCAGUGCUUUGAAAUGGAAGUGCAACUCAACGCAGGGAAAAAUAAGAGCUCAUGCACUUCAUCUGAAGCAGAAAGACAAUUGCCAGAGAAUGUCAGCGAGCUGGAAAGAGUCAAGAGCAUUCAUUUUAACUGCACCCUGGCUUUGCACAGAAUGCAGAUGUGGCAUGCCAUUGGAGAAAAACUGAAAGAGAAUGAUGCAGAGGCAGUUGAGCUGAAAGCCACCAGUGAUCGCUGCAUGAUGCUUUGCUCCCAUAUAAAACGACUUCAGCAAGAAUCAAGGGAUCUUCAAGAUGAAAUCACAGAACUCCAAAAAAACAGACUUGAGCUGAAACGUCUCACGCAUGAGAAAAUGAAGGACAUUGAAGACCUGAUGGUGAAGAAAGAGCACCCCGAUGCAGAGAAGUACAAAGCCGCCUUGGAGAAAGGCCGCGCAAACCUGGAGAAAUACAAAACAAUUGCUAUCAUGACACAGAAUGUCUUCAGGGGGAUUCUGCUUGCGUAUAGAGUAAACUGGAUGGAGGAUCCUAAACUGAGAGACGUCGCCAUGACCCUGGAGGAACUUCCCAUCUCAGACUAAAGAUGGAAUUCACUUGUCUAUUGUGUACUGUGUAUAGAUAUAAGUAUCUGUCUUGUGUUGCGAGUAUUGAACGAAAUAAAAACAAUUACACUUA